Astyanax mexicanus (Mexican tetra) is the source of this 8591-nucleotide messenger RNA. RefSeq names its product ArfGAP with GTPase domain, ankyrin repeat and PH domain 3 (gene agap3). The record is from RefSeq and is a predicted model, not a curated record. The coding region runs from base 266 to 4258 and encodes 1330 amino acids. The transcript is spliced from 18 exons. Gene Ontology annotation, cellular component: nucleus. NCBI's taxonomy places the organism in Eukaryota, Metazoa, Chordata, Actinopteri, Characiformes, Acestrorhamphidae. Gene Ontology annotation, molecular function: GTPase activator activity; GTP binding; GTPase activity.
GCUUCACUGCUGACUUGUAGGGUUCAUGGAGGUGUUGCUGAGGUCGUGCUGAAGCUUGUCUCAAGGUCUCUUUUUUUUGUCUCUCUGUCUCCCUGUCUCACAUGUCAGAGGUGAGGGAUUAUGCCUGUGUUUGGAAUGUGGCCCGGAGGUGAAAGACUCUGAGAGAAGCCACAAGCUGCUUAGUGUUAGCGAGGGUGAAAGAAGGGAAGGAGGAGAGAGAGAAGCCUUUGCGAGACCGGGCUUGUGGAUCUGUGCAGUCUUUGCCAUGUUGGUCCUGAGCAGCCGGGCUGCAGAUGUGAUUCCGGAGGGCACAGCUUCGAUUCGGCACCUGCAAGCUGAGGCAGCUGUGUACCAAGUCUCUGUGUUCCUGCAUGAGACUUUAAGAGGUGGAGAAGAGGGUGGGAAAAAAGGAGAGGCCACGUCUGAAGAGGUGAAGCUGACUACGGAGAAGGAGGAGGACUCAAGAAGGGAGGAACCGAGUGAGAGCCUGGGGCAGAGGAGGAGGGUGGCUGAGAAGAAGCUUGGCAGGUGGCCUUACCUGAGCGGCACGGGCGGGCUGGGAAGUGGAGGGAGGAGGUUGGAAGAACUAGGAAUGAGAACAGACCGGUUUCCAGCACUGCUCCAGGACAGUUCUAUGCUUGAGCUGUCUGUUGCAGAUUGCAACUUGGCCUCAGACGAGAGAACAGCACGAACAAAGGAGCUUACCUCCACUUCUGAAGUCGAUCACUUACCUGGAAAGGAAUACUGUAAUGUUGCUCCUGGAGAGGCUACAGCAGACCCCCAUGUGGUGGUCCUGCGAAGGUCUACCCCUGGGAUGCGACUCCUUAGCGGCAGGCAGACAGUGAGCAUGUAUGGCUCCCCAGAUGAGCCCCAAAAACAGUGGAUUACGGCAACGCUUCCCCGGGAUACAUCCAGAAGACCUCAAAGUGUAUGUAUGUUGGCUGCCUCGCAUUCCAGCAGUCUGCUUGUGACUAACAGAGGUAAAACUGACCAUGUGGAUGUUUCUUUGCAGCGCAGAUCCAGGAAAGCUGAGCUCCGUACAAUUGAUGGCAUCAAGUCCGAUAUGCCACCCUCUUUCCGACUGCCUCCAUACCCACAGCAAGAGGUGCUAGCACGGCGGCCCCAGCGAACGAGUGGAAGGCCACGGCCAGUUAGCAUGACUGUUUUGGAGCUGAAGGAGGCUAGUGCCUCCCAGCAUGAGCUGGUUAACCGCACUUCUAGUGAUGCUGCUAGCCUGCCUCGAUCUGGAUUUAGGUGGAGGCUCUUUGGGCAACCAGCACAGGAAAAGGAGGUUACAGCUGUGCCUGCACCUACCUGCAGCAAGCCAGAUGGACCAAAGAAGAAGUUCAGCUCCUUGCGAAGGAGCCUAAGUCUAAGAGUUAGGCGGAAUCGUAACCAGCCAGAGCAAGACAACACACGAGAAAGAGCACGCACAACAAGUGUAGGAGAGGAUGUGGCUCGGUCCACCCGUCCGUUUUCUUAUUUGACUGGCAGGACAUUGUCUCCUACGUAUGAACAAGAUGAGGACCAGAGGAGUAAGCAGUACAUUGAGUUUCAGAGCAGGGGAAAGCUCUCCGUUUUGGAGGUUCCUCUAGCCCCUGCAAAACUCUCCAAACCCACAAAGUCAACUUCUGCAGAGCCUAACAUUUGGCAGCUAAUCACACGUCGUUUUAAGAGAAAGGGCCCGUCGUCCAGCAACCAACCUGAACCCUGCACUGAAAGCCAACCAGCUGGCAGAGAUCUCCCAGUCAGGAAUAAAAAAAUGCAGCCUGUUCCCAUAGAGACACUAACUGGCAUUGACUUCAGUAAAGGUCAAGAUUCCUUUGUCAACAGUCAGGAGUGGACAUUGAGUAGAUCAGUGCCAGAGCUCAAAGUGGGCAUUGUGGGUAACCUCUCCAGCGGAAAGUCAGCCCUAGUGCACCGGUACCUGACGGGAACAUAUGUCCAGGAGGAGUCUCCAGAGGGGGGUCGGUUUAAAAAGGAAAUAGUGGUGGACGGACAGAGCUAUCUCCUCCUGAUCCGAGACGAGGGAGGACCUCCAGAACUUCAGUUUGCUGCCUGGGUGGAUGCAGUGGUGUUCGUCUUCAGCUUGGAGGAUGAGAUCAGUUUCCAGACAGUCUAUAACUACUUUCUGCGGCUGUCCAGCUACAGGAACGCAGCGGAGGUGCCCAUGGUGUUGGUGGGGACACAGGAUGCCAUCAGUGCCACCAAUCCACGUGUAAUCGACGAUGCCCGUGCCCGUAAGCUGUCCAAUGACCUAAAGCGCUCCACCUACUACGAGACCUGCUCCACUUAUGGCCUCAACGUGGAGAGAGUCUUCCAGGAUGUCGCUCAGAAGGUGGUGGCGCUGAGGAAGAAGCAGCAACUGGCCAUCGGGCCGUGUAAAUCCCUGCCUAACUCCCCCAGCCACUCGUCAGUCCCCGCUGCAGCCAUCCCCUCCGUACACAUCAACCAGGCUGCUAAUGGAGGCGGUGCGUUCAGUGACUAUUCCUCCUCCGUGCCCUCCACUCCCAGCAUAAGUCAGCGGGAGAUGCGCAUCGAGACCAUCGCUGCCUCCAACACGCCUACACCCAUCCGCAAGCAGUCCAAGCGCCGCUCCAACAUCUUCACAUCGCGGAAAGCCAGUGAGCAGACAAAGAGCACUGACUGUAAAACAGACAGCAUAGGCAGUGGAAGGGCCAUUCCCAUCAAACAGGGCAUUCUGCUUAAGAGAAGCGGGAAAUCACUGAAUAAGGAGUGGAAAAAGAAAUAUGUGACCUUGUGUGAUAAUGGUCUCCUCACCUAUCAUCCGAGCUUACAUGAUUACAUGCAGAAUGUUCAUGGUAAAGAGAUUGACUUGUUGCGGACCACAGUGAAGGUUCCAGGGAAGAGGCCACCCCGAGCAGUGGCGACUGUUGCUCCAACUGCUAGCCCCAAAACUAACGGUUUAACCAAGGACAGAAGCACUCUGCAGCUGGGCAUUGGAGCCACAGGUGAGGAUGGUGCCCCUCACUCUAACAGCAGCACGUCUCUGCAGUCGGGGGGCUCCAUUUCUGGCCUGGGCGUGGCCGCUGUGGGUGGAGUUAAAGAUGGCAUGCACCAACGCUCCUUCUCUGUAUCCAGUGCUGAGCAGUGGAAUGAGGCUGUUAACACCAGCAGCACCGCAGCCAAUGGUAUGACGGACCCUCUGAGCAGCACUCCUGGCAUGGGCGGAGCCACCAGCCCCAAACUAGAGCCGCCCCCUUCGCCACAUGCUAACCGCAAGAAGCACAGGAGGAAAAAGAGCACGGGCAUCACCAAACCAGAUGGGCUGUCAGCAGGAAAUGAAGGUAAACCAGAGCAAGAGGAAUCGUUUGAGUUUAUCAUUGUGUCGCUGACGGGACAGAUGUGGCAUUUUGAGGCAUCUACGUAUGAGGAGAGGGAGCUCUGGGUUCAAGCCAUCGAGAGUCAGAUAUUUGCUAGCUUACAGUCAUGUGAAAGCAGCAAGAAUAAGUCUCGAUUAGGGAGCCAGAGCGAUGCCGUGGCCAUCCAGUCCAUCAGGAAUGUGAGAGGCAACAGUUUCUGUGUGGACUGUGACGCCCCCAAUCCAGACUGGGCGAGUCUGAACCUGGGCGCUCUGAUUUGCAUUGAAUGCUCAGGAAUCCACAGGAAUCUGGGCACUCACCUGUCCCGCGUGAGAUCUCUGGACCUGGACGACUGGCCCGUGGAGCUGAGCAUGGUGAUGACUGCCAUCGGGAACGCUAUGGCCAACAGUGUGUGGGAGGGGGCACUGGAGGGCUACACCAAGCCAGGCGUCGACAGCACGAGGGAGGAGAAGGAGCGCUGGAUCCGGGCAAAGUAUGAGCAGAAACUCUUUCUGGUGGGGCUCCCGCAGUCGGACGUGCCUCUGGGGCAGCAGCUGCUGCGAGCUGUGGUGGAGGACGACCUGAGGCUGGUGGUGCUCUUGCUGGCUCACGGCACUAAGGAGGAGGUCAACGAGACCUAUGGUGAUGGAGACGGUCGCACUGCCCUGCACCUGUCUUGUGCCAUGGCCAAUGUUGUCAUCACACAGCUGCUCAUCUGGUAUGGCGUGGACGUGAAGAGCCGUGAUGCCCGGGGUCAGACGCCCUUGUCCUAUGCCAGGCGUGCAGGAACCCAGGAAUGUGUCGACAUCCUUGUCCAACAUGGCUGCCCCUCCGACAGCGGUGGCCUGUCUACGCCGACCGCCACCCGGCACAACCCUAACAUCAACAACAACAACGCACAGUGCGAGCUCAACCGCAGUGUCAGUAUCAUGUAGAUCCUGGGAGGAGACUCUCCUGUGCAUACCCAAACCCAUACUGUAAGCCUUCAGUGUCCCAGUGCCCUAAUACUGUGACUUCCUUUCCUGCCUUCAACUGUGUCCAUAUGGUCUCGCAAUGAACUUCCACCCUUUGAUGUGUCGCCUCCAGGUUACCUUUGUGAAAUACCAUCCCUCUGCCAAGACACGGUGGCCCCGUUUGCUGACCAUUGCUGCUGUGUCCAGUCUAGACUUUGUAGAUGUGUAGAUGCAGAUGUGUGAGGUCAACCCACUCUAUCCAUACAUUGUUGUGAGAGACAUUAAUAUUAAAACCGUUGACCGAGACGGCAACAUCAGUCAUCAACACCAAUCAACAAUGUAGAGUAUAUGUGUUAAAGCAAUGGUUAAAGGAUCAGUCCGGAGGGUUAGAGAGAGGCGGGAUGUUUUAACCCUUCAGUUCAGAUGGUAAAACAAAAGCUUAUUACAUAGAGACUCCAUACUUUAGAAAACAACAUAGUUUGUGCAUAAAUGCCCAUUUCUUUAUAGGUCAGAUAAGAAACAAAAAACACUAGGACAGACACCGGUCAGCUGAUUAAAGAAGAGUUCAGCUCUUGUUAUAUUGCAUCGUUUAAUAAGGUACAUCUCAUCCGACUUAAUUUUCUUUCUUGCAUUCAGCUCAUCCAAGAAUUUCCUAGGCGUUCAUCAAAGUAGAUAGCUCACUAAAAAUACCUCUUCAGUUGGACCAAAAAAAAAAAACAGAAAGCCUGAAGAGCAUGAUUACCCUGAGAAUAGUGUGUCAUUAUCAGGGCUUUGUGAGAUAGAUGAUGGAUUUCUUGAGGGCUCUGAAGUGGUCUCAUGACUGUUUGACACUGAGGUCUCACCCUCAUAUAAGUUCCUCAUACAUGGGAGAUCGAUUUACUGGCAGAUGCCAGUAAUGUUAUUAUAUUUGCUGUGAACUCAGUGUGUGUGUGUGUGUGUGUGUGUGUGUGUGUGUGUGUGUGUGUGUGUGUGUGUGAGAGUGUGUGUGAGAGAGAGAGUGUGUGUGUGUGUGUGUGUGUGUGUGUGUGACGGAGAGAGAAAGAGAGUGAGAGAAGGCUUGUUUACCUCCUCCAUACUUGAUCAUUCAUUGAUGAGGACAUGACCAUUUUGUAUUGCAUACUGAUUACAGAAUAGUAUUCUUAAACUCGAGGAUUGAGAACGGUACAGUGGAUUAUGUACAGAUCUGUGUAUAUAGUAGCUUAUCUUUCCCUUAUCUUUCCCUCUGAUGGCCUCACCCACCUUCAUCUAGCUAUUAAACUAUUAGCAGAAGAAAAGCUUGACCAUAACUGGUUGUUUGGAGCUUUCUAUACGCAGUUUCAAAUAAACGGAAUAUGGAGUGGUUCGACCAAAAGAGCUAAAAUCUCUAGCUGUAAUACUAAAAUAGCGUAAUCUUAGCUGCCAGGUUUCUGGUAGCUUUCCUUCAUUAUUAGCUGUGUUAGCAUUUUUUUGGUAAUAGUGUUCCGUUAUUCUCCUUAUCCAAACUGACAAAACGGAUUUGCAUUGACGGGUCAGACAGACUUGUCCGUUGAUGAGCUAAGAGGGAAAGUAGUAGCAAAAGCAGGCACUUUUCAACCUGCUCUGUUUGAGAAAAGCUGAAACAUAAUAAGAGCUGUUAAUAUUUGUUUUGAUACCAUGCAGUAUUUUAUGUUUGCAGAACAUUUUGCCACAUUUCUAAAUUAAGUAAUAAUAGAUAAACAAUACGGCGCAUUGAUCUAUCUUCAACAAAGAGAAGAUACUGAUGUUACCCUGUAUAAACAAAUCACCAUUGUGAUCAUUUGAUGGAACUACACUGUAUGUUCAAAUAUGUGUGGACACCCUUUGAAAUGAAAGCAUUUAGCUACUUUAAUGCAUCUCCACACAUAUUUGGAUAUAAAAAAAAAAAUGAGGAAAAAUGUAUCUGUAUUUUGGCCUCCCAUCCACACAAAACUGCAGUUUUAUUGGUUAAAUAUAUAGCGACUCAUUUUUCCUUUGUGGACUUUUCAGCUGGUUUUAGAUUUCAGUUAAUUUAUUGAAUUGUUAUAAUGAGGGACAUAAAAUGUGGCUUGUAUUGUUCUGGUUAUCUCCUUGGGGUCCGGGUACAGCUCUGCUCCUGGUUUUCAGAUCUCAGCACAGUUUGGCGAUUCUCCUGCUAAAACACAGGCUUCAAAUACAGCUCUAAUAUGUGGGUUAGGCUGUUUUCAGACUGACAAGAUAUCAGAUUUUUGGGAUAUCUAGAUCAAAUUAAUUUUGGGAUGCUGUUUUAACUACUUUAAUGCAUCAUUCACAUAUAUCCAGAUAAAAGAGAUUGAGGAAAUUGAGGGAAUAUUUUGUUUUGUUCUCCCAUCCACAAACACACACACAUACUGUUUUUGCUAAAGAAUCUAAGCUAAGAGCUUUUUUUAAAAAAGGUGUGAAUUUUUUAUAACACUGUACGUAAUUUUGGGACUCGCAUAAUACACUUCUCACUGCGGUACUGCAGGGGAACAGUGUGUGAUUUGGGAUUUUUUUUUGCUGCCUCUCUUUAUAAGCUAUAAGGUACUAUCAUCCAAUACAGGGACAGGGAUAUGUUAGUCUCAGUAUGGACAGAAAUAUGUACAAAAACAGAAGUAGGGAAUUAUGUUUUAAUAAUAUAUGGAUAUGUCUGAACAGGGCCUUUAUUGAACCCAUUGCUGACACAGGUUUAGACCCUGCUUGUCUUGUCACUGUAGAGAAGUAGAGCAGAUCAGCAUGAUCCUGUUGACAACAUGCCUAAUGCUGCAGAUAUGGGCUAGAGGGGUAUAAAACACCCGGCACUGAGCUGAGGAGCAGUGGAACUGUGUUCUCUAUCCAGUACUUAAGGGAUGAGUUGGGGAUGAGGUAAGGGGUGAUCCUAAAUUCUGAUCUCACUGAUGCUAAUCUUGUCUCUGAAUGCAUUCAAAUCCUCACAGCAGUGCUCCCAAAUCCAGGAAAAAGACAGAGACAGGUACUCCAACAAAAGCAGGAUAAACUCUGCUUUUUUUACUCUUAAUAUCUGAAGAAACAAUGAAGGAACAGUUGUCCCAAUAUAUUUGAAUGUAUAGUAUAUUUGAUUAAGUCAAUCAGUUUCAACACAUUUUAUCUGAAUUAUGUGUUUUAUUGGUUAAAUAAUAUAGACAUAUAAUUAUUUUCUCAAUCAGCUGUUUUUAGAUUUCAAUUCAUUUAUUAAAGUUUUCUAAUGAGGGAAAUGGUUUAUGCUCCUACCUUCGGAUGCCUGUGGCUUGGAUUGUCCUGUUAUCUCCUAGAAGUCUGGGUCCAGAUCUGGUCCUGGUUUUCAGAUCCCUGCAAUUUUUUUUCUGCUAAAACACUGGAUUUAACUAUACAGCAUGACCAGGUCUAAUAGGUGUGUUAGGUCCUGUUCAGACUGGUAAGAACUCAGCUUUUUGGCAUAUCCAGAUUGUAUCCUGAUUAUUUUGUAUGGAUAGUGUGAUAGUAAAGAUAACCAGAAACCACAUGAAAUCUGAUUUUCACAAAACAGAUUUUGAGAAGCAAAUCUGCACCUCCAGUCUGAACACAGCUGUGAAGCAUGAAAAUAACCAGUAUUGUGCUGAACUCUGGUCCCCCGGGAUUGACUCUGACUUUACUUCUUCUAGCUCCUGCAACAAGGAUUGAAGAUAAAGCUUUGAAAUUGUCUAAACACCAAACUGCCUGUAUUUUGCGCUGGUUGGACAAUGUUCUUUUUAUUAAAUUGGUCCAGUCUGGUUUCAGACAGUAUUUCAGUAUCUCACAAUGCAAAUUGACUCAUUUAAACAGACCGUGAUCACACUCUCCUGCCAACAAACUAAAUAUCUGCAUCCUCCCAUCAGCUCACUUUCAUAGACUCAUAUUAGGCUCAUAUUUGAGUUAGUUAAGGGACAGUGGAGCUGAAGGUUCAACACUAGUAUUAGAGACAAUAAAUGAUUUCUGACUCCAUAACUAGUAGACUAGUAAACUGCUAUCGGUACCUGAACUGUCCUCUACUAAAACCAGCCAUAUCUUCCUCUUCUUCUAGAGAGCAUUUUAGUUCUCUUUCAUUUCACUUCAUUUUGGGUACUUUUUGAUCAAGUCUUAAUGUGUCAGGCCUCACAUCUGACCAUCAAAGGUACUUUGUGUAAAAUGUUGUACAUUUGACAUAUUUAUAAAAGCCAGAUGUAAAUAUUGUUUUUUUUUUCGUUGCUUUUAUUGAAUUGUUUGUCCUUUUUUGCCCUGAAAUUUUCCAUUGUUUUUACACUCUGUUUCUAAAUGUGAUGAAGUGACUUCAUGAGAGUUAGCUGUUGUGUGCUUGGAUGCUUGGCUGGCUAUUUACAUAACACACACUCCAAUAAAAUGAUUUAUACCAUAA